Molecule: messenger RNA, 1905 nt
Organism: Melampsora larici-populina 98AG31
Lineage: Eukaryota; Fungi; Basidiomycota; Pucciniomycetes; Pucciniales; Melampsoraceae
Exons: 8
Coding region: 1-1905 (634 amino acids)
Source: RefSeq, a predicted model, not a curated record
AUGUCAUUCCUCUUCAAGCUCCCCGACCUCUUUGGAGAUGUGCUUGUUCUAUCCUCUAAGAGCAUUGUACCUGUUUGUUGGUCUUAUGUCAUUUUUAGAUUGGUACUUUUGGGCUAUCCAUUGGAUAUUCUACCUUUUCUGGCACAAGCUCUUCGGAUUCCCUUGGCUGUACCGUUGGCUCUUCGCAUUAUCAACGCCUUUGAAACAUACCCCCGGCGCCCUUUGGCCACCGAUCCUUGGUUCAUAGCCGGCAGCAUUGAAGUCAUUUUUUCCCUCUAUCAGUGUUACUUGUAUAAGCGCAUUCAAGCCUAUGUCCCGGGUGAACGUCACUCUCGAGAAUUUCUGCGGGAGCUCAUCAAGAGGAUCAAUGGAGUCGGGCUACGAGGCGGCCUACCGACAAUAGCCCCUGAGGCUACACCGACUGUGAAAUACCGAAAAUUCACCAAAGAGACCUCACUCCUUAAUCCGCAUUAUGCCGAAGAGCCCCAAGAGCCCGGAAAAUUAGUCCCACCCAGUGUUCAUUUCCCAGAGACGCCGCUCAGCUCCCAUGACCCUGAAGCAAUUUCAUUCAGGGAAUAUCAAUCUCUAUGGUUCGAAGGCGCUCACUGGAGCGAAAUCUACCACGAUAACUAUCUAGAAUGGCUGGCUGGCGCGACCUGCAAUAUGUCUCUUCAAGAAGUUGCGGACGAUGACAGAAAAUCUGCGGCGAUGGGAGUGGAACCGAAUGAAUUACGGAUGCCAUUCCUGAAGGAGCUUGUGAGUUACUUUGAACACCGGGCCGGUCGUCAAUUCCCUCCAGGAUAUAAUGUCAAGUUGAAAAACAAAGUGAUCAAGUCAUCUAUCGAUCCUAUCAAAACGAAGAUCCGCCCUUUGCUGUUUUAUAUGUUAGCUUACGCUACCGGAGAAGCAACUCGAAGUAUGACUUAUCUCAACGGAUUCAGGCAUGAAAGAUGUGUCGGCCAAAAGUUUAGGUAUUUGAUUCGAAUCCCUGAGGGUUGGGCCAGUCAGCCCGUUGAACGUCGGGAAAAGCCAGUGAUCUUUGUGCAUGGUGUAGGGUUUGGUUUGAUUCAAUACAUCAGCCUGGUAGCAUAUCUAACCUAUUCAAGUUAUGGUCGCGAACGUCCAGUGGUAAUCUUACUCCAGCCUUCAAUCUCAAUGGAAAUAUUUGAUAAAUCGUUCCUGGACCCCCCUUGUCAAGCUGAAGUUGCUCGAGAUGUGGAGGAGAUUAUGGAAAAGUGGAAGUUCAAGGAGACUGGCAUCGAUUUACUUUCGCAUUCGAACGGAACGGUCAUUGCGGGUUGGGUUAUCAAGGCUUUCCCACAGCUUGUGAACAAGUGUUGUUUCAUUGAUCCAAUAUGCUUUGUCGACGACGGGCUCUCUGAUGCUUUGAAUCUAACAUCUCUUCCUCAACCGGAUGCCUUUCGACAGGGAGCCUUACAUUUGCUACAACGAUUUUUGAUACAUUUCCAAAAUAGCUUCUUGUACUCAAAGCCGAGGACUGGUAUUGAAAAUGUGAUGCGAUACAGUCUGGCCACGGAAAUCGGGAUCGCCAAAUACACACAUAGUCAUUUAGAUUGGUGCGCUGCAGUUCUAUGGCCACAUGAAACACCCGGGUUUCUUGAUCCCAAAAGGUUCUUGGUUGUCCUCUCCGGUCGUGAUCCAAUAGUAAAUGCAGAAAGAGUCAGAAAAUAUCUGUUGAGUGAAGGCAUGAAAGAUGCAUUUCCCGCAGACAACGCCAGUCAAAAGGGAGCAGUGCAGGGUGUCACGAAAGACGAAGCCGAGAAAAAUGGAUUCGGAGGGAUACUUACAGAUUGGGAGGCUGGUCAUGGUCAAACUUUUAUGCCCGACAGUCCUUAUUUUCCGAUCAUAAAGAAUUGGCUGGAAGGAAAAGGUUGUAAAUCUUGA